Molecule: messenger RNA, 1970 nt
Organism: Stegastes partitus (bicolor damselfish)
Lineage: Eukaryota; Metazoa; Chordata; Actinopteri; Pomacentridae
Gene: fkbp7
Product: FKBP prolyl isomerase 7
Exons: 4
Coding region: 22-681 (219 amino acids)
Molecular function (GO): calcium ion binding; peptidyl-prolyl cis-trans isomerase activity
Source: RefSeq, a predicted model, not a curated record
GUGCCACGAAAGCACAGCGGCAUGAUGUGGAAGUUAGUGAGCUGCACAUUUUGCCUCUUUGUGUCCUCACAGCUCGGUUUAUGGUCCGUCUGUGCCUCAGCGGAGGAACUGGACGGAGAAGUGAAGACUGAAGUUCUGUUUAAGCCCGAGGAGUGCACUCAGAGGAGCAAGAAGGGAGAUCUGAUCAACGCUCACUACGAUGGGUACCUCGCCAAAGACGGUUCCCAGUUUUACUGCAGUCGAUCAGACAAAGAUGGGCACCCUCAGUGGUUCGUGCUGGGCGUCGGACAGGUCAUCAAAGGCCUCGACAUUGGGAUGAUGAAUAUGUGUCCCGGAGAAAAACGAAAGAUAACUGUUCCGUCUGCGCUGGCAUUUGGUGAAAAGGGCAAAGGCCCAGUACCACCCAAUGCCACUGUGGUCUUUGAGGUGGAGGUGUUCACUGUGUCCAGGGGGCCACGCAGCAUGGAGGCAUUUGGAAAGAUGGACAUCGAUAAAGACAAAAGUCUCACAAAGGCAGAGGUUAAAGAAUAUUUGAAACUGGAGUAUGAAAAGGGUGGGAAGCCUCGUGAUGACCCUUUCUACGAGAAGAUUAUGGCCGAUAUAUUCCGCAAGACUGACCAGGACAGAGACGGAAUAAUCAGCGCAAAGGAGUACAAUAUUUAUGAGCAUGAUGAGCUCUAGUGUCAGAGGUGGUCGAUCCUGUGGGUUUUUUUUUUUUAGUUUUUGUGCUUUGGAAGAAAACAAGAGUAGCUCAUAAAAUAAAGAGAAUGUCCAUACACACUUGUUCUUGCACUGUUAGACAUACAGUAUGUUUAGGGUUUUUUUUUAGUCUACACCUCUUUAUGCCAACAUGUCUCACCACUUCUACUUCAGCUAGUGGGUUAUUCCUUUACCUAAAGUGCCUUUUGAAAAUCCCCACUUGUUUUUCAGCCUGUAGAAGCUGCUGUGGACUUACAGAGAAGUACCUCUUCCUCUUUUGUGGUAUUUUAUUUUGAUUUCCUUUUUGGCAUCAAUAUAAAGAGAGGUAUUGUCUCUUUGUGUGGCGGCUGACGCGCUUUUGCUAUGAAAGGACUGUAGCAGUAACUAUUUGGGAUUUAAAAUGCUGGAGAAUCAGCAUUUUGUGGAUGGAUUUUUUUUAUUUUCCUUUAAAAGCAGACAUGAAAUAACUGAGGUGUGUGGAGAUUCCAUUUCUAAUCCAGCAAAGCAGCCCCUAAACUUUAAUAGUAAUUACUAAAAUGUGCAAUGAAGACUGUCUGCGAGGCUUACUUUUGUGCAAAUACCACUAAAUUUGGUCAUUUGAAGAGGUUUAAUCUUUAGCUUUUGGUGAAUAUUAUAUCAGGUUGCAACACAAAACCACAAGGUUGCACAAUGUUGUUGAAUCAGUGGCUCUGAAACCGUAACAUGAGUGUCAUGUGAGUAAGUGGUUUAUGACGCAAAGAAUAAACAACUCUUACUUUGGAUUUCCAGCCCUCCAAUCUGCAAUAUAACAUCGAUGUACAGCUCCACAGAUAACAGUGGAAAGCUUGAAAAAGUGGUGUAUGUUUUUUAGGACUAACCCUAUCAGAAUUAUCAAACAGGAUGUCUGAUGAAAACAAAUGUAAAAGAAAUGAAAUGUGACACAUCUCGUUAAUAAAUUGACAGUAAAUGCAUGUACAAGUUAUAUGUCUGUAUAUGGUCAUAACUGUGAUUGCUGUUGUACCUUGUUGAAGCAUUUUUGCAUUUAGUAACCAAGUAAAGAAUUGGAAGUGGAAAACCACAGUCGGUUAGACUUUGCACCGAGAGAAAAAACAAGAGAUUUUGCAUUUGCAUUUAACCUCUAGCUCAGGUGGGUUUAACAGAGCUGUAAGGUCAGACCUGAAGACAAACAUCACAUUCUGCAGAUCUGUGUGGUUUCCUGACCUGAAAUGACCAUUUACUUCUUAUGUUAGUGUUUUCUUUGUUCUGUAAUAAAUGUGUUUUUUUCAUCAUCA